AUAGCCUUACACAUGUAUGUUUCUGUAUAUUGAGACCCUCUCAUCAUUGAGAUCGAAGCUCAGUGUGGUAUUGCAGAGUCGCCAUCUCGGUCGUGCCUCAGCGUCGAACGUAACUCCUUGAGCAGUGAAGACAUCAACAAAAAUGAAGACAUCAUCGAAAUCGAUGAUUCCAGACUGGACUCAGCUUCCUCAAGAGCUACUUCACAUCAUCAAGGAGAAACUAGAGAACUGUUUCGAUGUUGUUCAUGCUCGCUCUGUUUGCACCUCGUGGCGAUCCACAUUUCCCUUUCCAGCUUCCCUACUACGCCAAAGUUACUCCCUUCCCCUUUAUCCUAUUGAAAUGGAAAGCUUGUGCUCCCUCGAGAAGAUCCCUUUUUUCCUCUGUAGAGUCCCAACUGCUGCUGAGUCGGCUUCUGAGUAUUUUUUGGGAGGAAUAUGCCGAGAUGAGUCAGAGGAUUAUUCACAGUUCCCAUCUCCUCCUCAGUGCUCACUGAGAUUGAAGUUACCAGGAUCUAAUCCAACAUUGAAGAACAUGCUUGACUGCCAGAUCUUCUCUGUAGGUCAUCAUUACAGAAUGAUUUGUUGGCAUCAAGGGUUGAGGAUAACUUUCAAAGAUGUGGCUUUUCUUCCGCUAAACAAGGAGGGAGGAGCAGAAUUCGUUGUGAUCCGCAGCUACUCAAGAACUUUGGUGGUGUUCACAAGUGUUGAAAAGAGGUGGUUGCAACUCAAAGACGUCCCAGAUACUACAUGCUUGGACUUAGUAGCUUUUAGAGGCAGGUUUUAUGCAGCAUUUAGGAACAAGGACGUUUUUGUUAUUGAUCCUUAUUUGCUAAAAGCAACUCGCCUAAUGCCCUCAGAGCAUCUGAACGGAUUCUUUCAUGUAAUUCCAUCAGGCGAUGAUGAACUUUUCCUGGUUGAGAAAUUUCUGAGUACCACCCCUCAUGCUGCUGGGUUAAAAUGUAGAGUGCGUAGGCUAGAUGAGGAGGCUGGUAAAUGGGUCAAGGUCACUGACUUGGGAGACCGUGUGUUGUUUGCUGGAUACGGUGCAAAUAAUUCAUGCUCGACGAAGCAGCUUCCUGAUGGUUGUGGUUUGAGCAGGAACUCAAUUUUUUUCACCGAGCGGCCAGGCCAUGCAAACUUCAUCUUUAAAUAUGCAGCAGGAAGCGGUGAUUGGGAACUCUCAAGAGAGCGUCUUACUUUGUCUUUCCGUGUUGAGAAUCAAACCAUAAGGCGUACUUUGGAUUACUUGAGACAUCUAAAUCAAAACAACCUUAUCCUAUAA
Eutrema salsugineum is the source of this 1282-nucleotide messenger RNA. Its product is annotated as F-box/kelch-repeat protein At1g64840. The transcript is spliced from 2 exons. The coding region runs from base 143 to 1282 and encodes 379 amino acids. Lineage: Eukaryota; Viridiplantae; Streptophyta; Magnoliopsida; Brassicales; Brassicaceae. The record is from RefSeq and is a predicted model, not a curated record. Gene Ontology annotation, molecular function: protein binding.